GGUGUAGUUAUUGGGUGGUGGGCUGGGAAGGAAGGUCAUCCCGGACUGAGUCGUGGUCUUCACUUUCCUUUCCACAAAGUUACAAACUCCUCAGCAGUCACCACUUCUCCAAGAUGGCGGAGCAGUCGAAGACGAAGACGAAGACGAAGACCAUGGAGACCGUACACUCACCUCUGCUCACCUAUUUCUCCAUGAUCUCCCUUCUCACACUCUGUCCUCCCUUCGUCAUUCUCCUAUGGUACACAAUGACUCAUGCCGAUGGAUCCAUUUUACAGGCUUUUUCUUAUCUCAAACACCAUGGUCUCCAAGGCUUCAUAAGUAUAUGGCCUAAACCCUCUGCCACCGCAUGCAAAAUCAUUGCCGUCUAUGCCGCCUUCGAGGCCGCCCUGCAGCUUCUUCUCCCCGGCAAGUCCGUUCAGGGCCCAAUUUCUCCAGCUGGCAACCGACCUCUCUACAAGGCCAAUGGCGUCGCCGCAUAUCUAGUCACAUUGCUUACUUAUCUUGCCCUCUGGUGGUUUGGGAUAUUCAACCCAACAAUUGUUUACGAUCAUUUGGGAGAGAUAUAUUCAGCACUCAUCUUUGGGAGCUUUGUCUUUUGUAUUUUCUUAUACAUAAAAGGUCAUUUGGCACCAUCAUCUACUGAUUCUGGCUCAUCAGGGAACAUAAUCAUUGAUUUUUACUGGGGCAUGGAGCUCUAUCCGCGCAUUGGAGAACAUUUUGACAUAAAAGUUUUCACAAACUGCAGAUUUGGAAUGAUGUCAUGGGCUGUGCUUGCAUUGACCUAUUGCAUAAAGCAGUAUGAGGAAAAUGGGAAAGUAGCUGACUCAAUGCUUGUAAAUACUACAUUAAUGCUGGUUUAUGUUACCAAGUUUUUCUGGUGGGAAGCUGGAUACUGGAACACAAUGGAUAUUGCUCAUGAUCGAGCUGGAUUUUAUAUUUGUUGGGGUUGCUUAGUUUGGGUUCCAUCUGUCUAUACAUCUCCCGGAAUGUAUCUUGUCAACCAUCCGGUAACUCUUGGCACGCAGCUAGCACUGUUUAUUUUAGUGGCCGGCAUUCUUUGCAUAUACAUCAACUAUGAUUGUGACAGGCAAAGGCAAGAAUUUCGUAGGACAAACGGAAAAUGCUUGGUCUGGGGAAGAGCUCCAUCAAAGAUAGAAGCCACAUAUACUACUUCCACCGGGGAAACUAAAAGAAGCCUUCUUUUAACAUCUGGAUGGUGGGGAUUAGCUCGUCAUUUUCAUUAUGUCCCGGAAAUACUAUCUGCUUUCUUCUGGACAGUGCCGGCUCUAUUCCAUCAUUUUCUGCCCUACUUCUAUGUGAUAUUUCUUACCAUCCUUCUCUUUGACCGAGCAAAAAGGGAUGAUGAUCGAUGCAGAUCCAAGUAUGGCAAGUACUGGAAACUAUAUUGCGACAAGGUCCCAUACAGAAUCAUUCCUGGCGUGUACUGAAGUAUGGUUAUGAAUCAAGUGUGGAACCUUUUGCGGUUUUGCCCUUGGAUGAGAUGAUGUUGGUUGUCUUGUUAUGAAAAGUUUAGGACUUGGAACUAAUCAAGUAAUUAUUAUUAUUGAAGCAGAUUUUGUAGGCAAACGGUGUGACUUUUUUUAGCCUUUAGCUGCGUCUUUCAUAUAUACCAAUGACCAAUCUACUCUUUCGUGUUGCUUAUAACUUUC
Molecule: messenger RNA, 1670 nt
Organism: Arachis duranensis
Lineage: Eukaryota; Viridiplantae; Streptophyta; Magnoliopsida; Fabales; Fabaceae
Product: 7-dehydrocholesterol reductase
Exons: 13
Coding region: 114-1448 (444 amino acids)
Biological process (GO): sterol biosynthetic process; brassinosteroid biosynthetic process
Cellular component (GO): endoplasmic reticulum membrane
Molecular function (GO): oxidoreductase activity, acting on the CH-CH group of donors, NAD or NADP as acceptor
Source: RefSeq, a predicted model, not a curated record